UGCAAGCCAUCGUGACCACUCCGCGUAUUGCCCGAACACCGAAGGAUGUUUAGUUACGGAUAUAAACUUAAUUACAUCUAAUCACAUCGGAAUCGGAGAGAUAGCUAGUUAGCUUCCAGCACAAAUCCGAGUCGACCUGACUCAUCUUUCCUCCUGCUACUCCUACAACAAGAGUGCAUAUAUAUAUAUGCACCUACAUACCUUUUUCAUCGUGAAACCGAAGCACCUAGCUAGACACAGCGGAAUAUAAUCGAGCCCUCAUCGAUUAAUCCAGCAUAUAUCGAGCUCAAUUAGCUAGAGAUCGAUUCAUGGACAAGCUUCUCCGGCCUGCACGUUUACAAGAAAUCAAUGGCCUCCCGAGCACUCGUCCUUCUGGCGGCAGUCAUCAUCGCCUUCUUAUUACUCCUCUCGCCGGCCUAUGCUGCUCGCCCGGCGGACAGACAUUCAAAGCCUGAAGCAGCACACCACCGUAAAUUCGGACAAAAAACUUGGACACAAUUCGGACAACAUAGAGCAGCUGCUGGGCACCGUAAACUUGGACAGAUCGAGACUACCGAGCUUCCUUCUCCGGAGAUCAGCACCGACCAGGUUCAGGUCGACGUGGUAAGCCACGGAGCGGUCGGCGACGGCGAGAGCGACGACACGCCGGCGUUCAUGGAAGCAUGGGCAUCUGUCUGCUCUUCGUCUACACCAGCCACCCUAAUCGUCCCCAAGGAGAAGACGUUUCUCCUCAAGCAGACCGUCUUCUCCGGCCGAUGCAACUCCACCGUCACCUUCAAGCUAGACGGCAAGCUGGUAGCUCCGGCCACCAGAUCGGAGUCGGACUGGGGCAAGGGCAACAACAGACGGUGGAUCAUGUUCUCGAAAGUCGACGGGCUGACGGUCACCGGGGAUGGCACGAUCGACGGCAGCGGCGAGAUCUGGUGGAAGAAGUCGUGCCGGGUCGACAAGAACCUCCCGUGCACCGGUGCACCGACGGCGCUGUUGCUGUACAAGUGCAACAAUUUAACGGUCGAAAACAUCCGGCUCCUCAACAGCCAGCAGAUGCACAUGUCGGUCGAGGAUUGUAAAGAUGUCGUCUUGAAGCGUGUCAGGAUCACUGCGCCGGGGGAUAGUCCGAACACCGAUGGGAUCCACAUUGCUCGUACCAAAGAUAUCCAGGUCAUCGAUUGCGACAUUGGGACCGGAGACGAUUGCAUGUCGAUCGAGACUGGGACGGAGAAUUUAUACGCUUCCGGCGUGACGUGUGGCCCGGGACACGGGAUCAGCAUCGGAAGCUUGGGAGACGACAACUCCGAGGCCCGGGUGUCAAACAUUACUAUCUACAAGGCGCGUCUCACCGGCACGACCAACGGGGCACGUAUCAAGUCAUGGCAAGGAGGAAGAGGCUAUGCUAGAGACAUCACAUACGAGGACAUGGUCAUGGAGGAUGUCAAGAAUCCUAUAAUCCUUGACCAGAACUAUUGCACCAUGGCCGACCCUCUGAGGCCGAAGCCAUGCGAGAAGCAAGACUCGGCGGUGGAGUUCAGCGGCAUCCGGUUCAAGAACAUUCGGGGCACGAGUGCCACCAAGCAAGCCAUCAAGCUAGAUUGCAGCGACGCCGUCCCUUGCCAUGACAUACUGUUGCAGGACGUGAAGCUCACCUUCAACGGGCGUCCACAGCGUCACAGAGGCAGAUCAGCUCAUCGUUCUACAACAACAAGCUUAUGCAACAAUGUGCAGUUGCAGACAUUGGACAAUGUUGAUCCAAAGAUCGCCUGCUGAUCGAGGCGGCGCAACAUGGCUGUUUCUUGGAUUGUUGUUGUGCUUGUAGGAUGUAGAUCGAUUAGUCACUUGUUGAGAUUUUUUUACAUAUAUUACAGUU
Messenger RNA from Brachypodium distachyon (stiff brome), 1864 nucleotides. RefSeq names its product polygalacturonase ADPG1. Gene Ontology annotation, biological process: pectin catabolic process; fruit dehiscence; anther dehiscence. The record is from RefSeq and is a predicted model, not a curated record. Gene Ontology annotation, molecular function: polygalacturonase activity. Lineage: Eukaryota; Viridiplantae; Streptophyta; Magnoliopsida; Poales; Poaceae. The coding region runs from base 349 to 1764 and encodes 471 amino acids. The transcript has a single exon.